This is a messenger RNA of Pristis pectinata (smalltooth sawfish), 4344 nucleotides long. RefSeq names its product glutamate receptor ionotropic, NMDA 2B-like. The record is from RefSeq and is a predicted model, not a curated record. Gene Ontology annotation, cellular component: NMDA selective glutamate receptor complex; postsynaptic membrane; postsynaptic density membrane. Bases 1 to 4344 code for a protein of 1447 amino acids. NCBI's taxonomy places the organism in Eukaryota, Metazoa, Chordata, Chondrichthyes, Rhinopristiformes, Pristidae. Gene Ontology annotation, molecular function: NMDA glutamate receptor activity; transmitter-gated monoatomic ion channel activity involved in regulation of postsynaptic membrane potential. Gene Ontology annotation, biological process: excitatory postsynaptic potential; long-term synaptic potentiation; synaptic transmission, glutamatergic. The transcript has 13 exons.
AUGAGGCACAUGGGCUUGCAACUCCUGAAGGUUUUAUUAAUUCUCGUGUCUCAUGUGGUUUGGGCAAAAGGAAUCCUGAAGAGCAAUCCCACCUUGAACAUUGCCGUGAUCCUCGGUGGCACAUCCUGCGAGAUGGACAUCAAAGAUGUUUUGAACAAAGAUGAUUUCCAACAUCUGCCCAUCGAUCCCAACGUGGUACAGGUAACGGUCAACGAGACCGACCCCAAAAGCAUCAUAACACGCGUGUGCGAUCUCAUGUCCGGGAUGAAGAUGCACGGCGUGGUUUUUGGUGACGACACUGAUCACGAGUCCAUUGCAGAAAUUUUGGAUUUUAUUUCCGCUCAGACUAUGAUCCCAAUUCUUGGAAUACACGGCGGCUCCUCGAUGAUAAUGGCAGACAAGGAUGACUCAUCGAUGUUCUUCCAAUUUGGUCCAUCCAUCGAGCAGCAAGCCUCAGUAAUGCUGAACGUUAUGGAGGAGUACGACUGGUAUAUUUUUUCCAUUGUAACAAGUUACUUCCCUGGGUACCAGGAGUUUAUCAAUAAGAUCCGAAGCACCAUUGAGAACAGUUUUGUCGGCUGGGAGAUGGAGGAGGUCAUGUCACUGGACAUUUCAAUGGAUGACGGUGAGUCCAAGAUCCAGAACCAGCUGAAGAAGCUUCAGAGCCCAGUUAUCCUCUUGUUUUGCACUAAGGAUGAGGCCACUUACAUUUUCGAAGUGGCUGAGUCUGUCGGCCUCACGGGCUAUGGUUAUAUCUGGAUUGUGCCAAGUACGGUCACCGGGAAUACAGACAUCAUCCUACCAGAGUUCCCAACGGGAUUAAUUUCUGUUUCCUAUGAUGAGUGGGAUUACGGACUCCCAGCCAGGGUCAGGGAUGGAGUUGCCAUCAUCACCACAGCAGCUUCAACCAUGCUGGCUGAACGCAAGGAAAUCAUGGAACCCAAAACCAGCUGCUACAGUGUGCAGGAAAGAAGGGCUCAUCAAUUCCACAUGCUGUACAGAUACCUUAUGAAUGUAAGUUUUGAGGGAAGGAACCUUUCCUUCAGUGAAGACGGGUACCAGAUGCACCCCAAAUUAGUAAUCAUCUUACUGAACAAAGAACGACUAUGGGAGAAGGUUGGGAAGUGGGAGGCGAAGAGGCUGACCAUGAAGUAUCACGUCUGGCCCCGGUACUACUUGUUCUCAGAGUCGGAGGAGGAGGACGACCACUUGAGCAUCGUCACGUUGGAGGAGGCUCCCUUUGUCAUUGUGGAGGACGUCGACUCGCUGAGCGGGACCUGCAUGAGGAACACCGUACCCUGCAGGAAGCAAGUGAAACCCAUUAAUGACACAGAAGGAGGGAUGUACAUCAAGCGAUGCUGUAAGGGAUUUUGCAUCGAUAUCUUGAAGAAAAUUGCAAAGUAUGUGAAGUUCACAUACGAUUUAUAUCUGGUGACAAAUGGAAAGCACGGGAAGAAGAUUAACGGGACUUGGAAUGGACUGGUCGGAGAGGUUGUACGGAAGCAGGCACACAUGGCUGUGGGCUCCCUGACUAUUAAUGAAGAACGAUCGGAGGUGAUAGACUUCUCAGUCCCUUUCAUAGAGACUGGAAUCAGUGUUAUGGUGUCACGGAGCAAUGGAACUGUAUCACCUUCUGCAUUUCUGGAACCGUUCAGUGCAGACGUCUGGGUGAUGAUGUUCGUGAUGCUUCUGAUUGUCUCGGCUGUCGCAGUUUUUGUGUUUGAGUACUUCAGCCCUGUGGGAUAUAACCGAUGCUUGGCUGAUGGAAGGGAACCAGGAGGUCCUUCCUUCACCAUUGGCAAAGCCAUCUGGCUGCUCUGGGGCCUCGUUUUCAAUAACUCAGUGCCAGUCCAGAACCCGAAGGGGACCACGAGUAAGAUUAUGGUGUCAGUCUGGGCCUUCUUUGCUGUGAUCUUCUUGGCCAGUUACACAGCCAACCUCGCUGCAUUCAUGAUCCAAGAGGAAUAUGUGGACCAAGUAUCAGGCCUCAGCGAUAAGAAGUUCCAGAGACCAAAUGACUUUUCUCCUCCCUUUCGGUUUGGGACAGUUCCCAAUGGAAGCACAGAAAGAAACAUCCGUAACAAUUACCUCGAAAUGCACACCUACAUGACUAAGUACAAUCAGAAAUCAGUGCUGGACGCAUUAAUAAGCUUGAAGGCCGGGAAGUUGGAUGCUUUCAUUUACGAUGCGGCUGUACUGAAUUACAUGGCCGGGAGGGACGAAGGCUGCAAGUUGGUAACCAUCGGCAGCGGCAAGGUGUUUGCCACCACCGGCUACGGAAUUGCCAUCCAGAAGAAUAGUGGCUGGAAGCGGGCGGUGGAUCUUGCCAUUCUGCAGCUUUUUGGCGACGGAGACAUGGAGGAGCUGGAAGCCCUCUGGUUGACUGGCAUCUGUCACAAUGAGAAGAACGAGGUGAUGAGCAGCCAGCUGGACGUUGACAACAUGGCGGGUGUGUUCUACAUGUUGGGCGCUGCGAUGACACUGAGCCUCCUUACCUUCAUCUGCGAGCACCUCUUCUAUUGGCAGCUACGACAUUGCUUCAUAGGAACCUGCACUGGCAAACCCGGCCUCAUGUUCUCAGUCAGCAGGGGUAUAUACAGCUGCAUUCACGGUGUUCCCAUCGAGGACAAGCAGUCGUGCAUGGACUCUCCCACUGCCACAGUGAACGACACUCAUUCCAACAUCAUGCGGCUCCUGAGGACAGCGAAGAGCAUGGCCAACCUCACCGGGGUCAAUGGCACGCACUUCGGCUCGCCCCAGAGCGCGCUGGACUUCAUCGGCCACGACCCGUCCGUCUUCGAUGUGUCCGAGCACCGAAGGAGCUUCACCCACUCGGACUGCAAGUCCUACCAGCCUGACGACAACCUCUUCAGUGACUACAUCAGCGAGGUGGAGAGGACGUUUGGAAACCUCCACGCCAAGGACACCAACAGCAUUUACCAGGACCAUUACCACCACCACCGGCCACACAGCAUCGCCAGCACCAGCUCCUUGGACAUCCCCUACGAGUGCGACAACGCCAUGUUCGGCACCCAAGGCAGAACCCUGCCCAGGAAGCCCUUUGAGAUUGGUUUGCCCCUGAAGCACGCUCAGGGUCACCUCAGUGACAGCUACGAAAACCACAAGUGGUUCAAGAAUGACCGCUACGCCCACGACGACCUCAUCCGCUCCGACGUUUCGGACAUUUCCACCCACACCGUGACCUACGGCAACAUUGGCAACACCAAGCGGCGCAAGCAGUACAAGGACAGCCUGAAGAAGAGGCCGGCCUCCGCCAAGUCCCGCAAGGAGUUUGAUGAGAUCGAGCUGGCCUACCGGCGCAGGGCGCACACCGCCGACCGUAAGGGCCGCUUCUUCAACAAGGACAAGCUGCGCGACCUGUACCAUGACCAGUUCCGCUGCGCCAAGGACAACCAGGCCCGCUGGCAGCACGUCGACCUGACCGAGUUGUACCAGGGCCACGGUGGUGGGGGUGGGGGCGGGGGCGGCGGCGACGACGACUUCGGGAAGCACGAGGUGCCGCGCCUGGGCAGGCCGCACCACCUGCACCUGGCCGAGUUCGGGCCUGGGCCCGUCCAGCCCCAGGGCAGCCUGUGGGACAAGGCGGAGUGGGCCGGGCAGCAGGCCGAGGCCUACUGCCGCAACUGCCCGGCCAAGCUGCACAACUACAGUGGGCAGGGGGUGGGCAGGGGCGCCUGCCACUGGUGCGAGGCCUGCAAGAAGGCGGCCACGCUGUACGACAUCAGUGAGGACAACUCGCUGCAGGAGGCCGAGCACUCGAGCGCCGCCGGCCUAGCCAAGUACCAGAGCCCCAGCGACUCGGCCAAGCUGGCGAGGCGAGGCCGCAACAAGCUGCGGCGGCAGCACUCCUACGACACCUUCGUGGAUCUGCAGAAGGAGGAGAGCGUGGCCAUGGCGCCGCGCAGCGUCAGCCUCAAGGAGAAGGACCGCUUCCCCGAGGGCAGCCCCUACGCCCACAUGUUUGAGGCGUCGGCCGAGGCCCCCUUCGGCAGCAAGGCCCCGGCGGCCGAGCACCGCAGCCUGAGCCGCUACCCGCUCAGCAAGUCCCUUUACCCCGACCGCGUCACCCAGAAUCCCUUCAUCCCCACCUUCGGCGAUGACCAGUGCCUGCUGCACGGCACCAAGUCGCACUUCAAGCACCCGGCCAUCUCCAAGGGCCGGGCCCCAGCCUCGGCCGUGCUGGGCACCAGGUUCGCAAAGGACAUGUGCCUGGGCGGCCAGACAGCAGUGUGCAUGGCCAACAAUAAGACUGCCAGACCCUUCAAUGGCUCCAGCAACGGACACGUGUAUGAGAAACUGUCCAGCAUCGAGUCGGACGUCUGA